This is a messenger RNA of Chaetomium fimeti, 1072 nucleotides long. RefSeq lists its product as uncharacterized. Gene Ontology annotation, biological process: mycotoxin biosynthetic process. Lineage: Eukaryota; Fungi; Ascomycota; Sordariomycetes; Sordariales; Chaetomiaceae. The record is from RefSeq and is a predicted model, not a curated record. The coding region runs from base 155 to 907 and encodes 250 amino acids. The transcript is spliced from 3 exons.
ACACUCUGUUUCAUUUGUUCUUUCUUUCAUUCUCACCAGAUAGGUUGUGUAGGUAUUUUGGUCCAUUCAGACAGAGCAGGACUCACCACGGCUUUCUUUUACAUUCUUUUUUGUAUUGUUUAACUAUUGCGCAAUACUAGGUACUUUGUUUAAUAUGUCCAACAUUCAGUAUCAUUCUGUCCCUCUUGACGAGGAGCGCAAAUCCAAGACCCGUCAGGUACGGCGAGAUUCACAUCCGGACUACGAAUCGGCUUCGAACACCCGGACCAAAUCUCAUAGUCACUGGGCAUGGCUUGCCCAUGCCGUGCUACUCUCUAUUUCAAUGACUUUCUUUGCCCUUUCGUUUUGCCUGAGGUCUAGAAACCAUACCGGUCAUGAAUCUUCACUUAACACAACGCUGGUCUCUCCAACCUUCAGGUACGAAACGAAACGGGUCGGAUUAGGUCCAGCAUGGAAGGACUCGUCGUACGCCGGUCAAAGUGGAGAGGCGGAAGAGGCGUGGCGCUCUCUUACACAUACGGGCGAUGUCUUUCUCACAGAAGCGGAGGCCCUGAAACUAGGCGUAUCACCCCAUAUGGUGACGAGCAAGCACCCCGAGACAGGAAAACAGGGGUAUAAAGCAGGCGUUGAAGUGUUUUACCAGCUGCGUUGCCUAAAUCUACUUAGGCAGGAAGCUCGUGGGACGGGCAACACUGAGGCAAACGCAGAUAUUGAUUACUGUGUCGAGCUACUCCGGGAGACUCUUAUGUGCCACAGUGAUGCGGGCAUCUUUCCUGUUAGGAACACCUUCGAGGGCAUAGGGCAAGGGACAGCCAGCGGGCGGCUCGAGUUUGAGGGGAGCCGCACGUGUCGGAGUUUCGAGACGGUAAAGAAAUGGAGCGAUGAACAUGCCGUGAGAAGAGAGUAAGACAAUGCCGAGUCACGAAUGGAUAUUAAUAUAAGCAAUCGCAAUGACCAUCUUUAUUCUGACUGGCACUCGGAUAUCGCAGCCUUCCAUCUUCCAAAGCCUGAAAACGGCGAGUGAAAUAUCGUGGUUUAAGAUAUGACUCCAAGGUCCACACGCGUCGCUACA